Rotaria sordida is the source of this 921-nucleotide messenger RNA. Lineage: Eukaryota; Metazoa; Rotifera; Eurotatoria; Philodinida; Philodinidae. The record is from the annotation of a GenBank genome assembly.
AUGACUUGGAGUCAUCAAGGAUAUGCUGCUGUUGGUUUAAGUAUACCUUUUGGUUUGGGUGUUGUAGUCUCUGCUGUUUUAUUCUAUCUUAUACGCUGGCGUCCUAGGACAUUUUAUCGUAUGAUUGAAGCAAUGUUUUCAAUUAAACACUAUGAAGCAACACUAUCUGACGACAGAGAAUUUAUUGAUAUAUACGGUGUUCAAAUUGGCUUACCAGCAAGUACUCUUGGUUUUCUACCUCCUUUGGCCUUACUUAUUAUGGCAACAGCUGUCUUAACAGCUACGUUCGUUCUUUUCUUCUCCGAACUUAUUUUAAUUAGCUAUUAUGUUUCUCCGAAUAGUAAAUGUCCAUCGGACGAUGAAAUGGACUGCUACACAACUAUUAACGGUACAUAUUUUUUUUGUAAUUCAUCUGACACGAGAAUUGAUGCGUCACUAGGGAGUCUGGAUGAACGGGAGAUUGAAGGCGAUUUUCUGGUUGCCGCUGAUGGCGGUAACUCCGCUGUCCGUCGUCAGUUCUUUCCGAAUCAUGACCCACGCAUCAUUACAUGUGUCUCAGGAGUGAUAGCAAAGGUCCCCGUUACACCUGAGUCCGAAGUCGAACGUAUCAUUCAACGUACUCCACUUCGUAAUGGUAUGGUCACAGUUGCUAAACCAGGACAAACAUUCUUUGCCGCGCGACACAUUCUUCGUUCAGAUCAGGAGCGUCUCGAUGAAGAUUUUCUUUGGAGUAAUUAUCGGUCCUACAUUUACUGGGUUCUUAAUACAUCUCUUGCCGAUGUUCGAUCAAUCGCUCAAGAGCAGUCUCCAUACAAACUAACCGGUGAUCAACUGUUUGAUCAUGCAUGCGAUCUUGUGCAUGGAUUCCAUCCAGAUGUUCAUUCUCUUAUCCGUCAAUCGGAUCCAGCUUCGGCAGUAUGA